This is a messenger RNA of Cucurbita moschata (crookneck pumpkin), 1240 nucleotides long. RefSeq names its product THO complex subunit 3. Gene Ontology annotation, molecular function: protein binding. The record is from RefSeq and is a predicted model, not a curated record. The coding region runs from base 102 to 1046 and encodes 314 amino acids. Gene Ontology annotation, cellular component: THO complex part of transcription export complex. Gene Ontology annotation, biological process: mRNA export from nucleus. The transcript is spliced from 11 exons. NCBI's taxonomy places the organism in Eukaryota, Viridiplantae, Streptophyta, Magnoliopsida, Cucurbitales, Cucurbitaceae.
UCUUGCAAGGGUGAUUAAUCCCCCACAUAAAAAGUGGAUGUUCGCAUGGAACAAAAAUCCCUAUAAUCGCCGGAUUGGAACUCGUUGAAUUCCAGGCGGACAUGGAGGAAUCGACGCCGGCUUUUAAGAAUCUUUACAGCAGAGAGUAUCAAGGUCACAAGAAGAAGGUACAUUCUGUGGCAUGGAAUUGCACUGGUAUGAAGCUUGCUUCCGGUUCUGUCGAUCAAACUGCUCGAGUUUGGCAUAUUGAGCCUCAUGGACAUGGUAAGGUUAAGGAUGUCGAGUUGAAAGGGCAUACUGAUAGUGUAGAUCAGCUAUGUUGGGAUCCUAAACAUUCUGAUCUUAUAGCAACCGCCUCUGGUGACAAGACUGUUCGACUAUGGGAUGCUCGUAAUGGGAAAUGCUCACAGCAAGCUGAGCUGAGUGGGGAGAAUAUAAACAUCACCUACAAGCCUGAUGGGACGCACAUAGCUGUUGGGAAUAGGGAUGAUGAACUCACUAUACUAGAUGUUAGGAAGUUUAAGCCAGUUCACAAGCGCAAGUUCAAUUACGAGGUGAACGAAAUUGCUUGGAACAUGACUGGGGAAAUGUUUUUCCUGACAACUGGAAAUGGUACCGUUGAAGUACUAGCAUACCCGUCACUUCGACCUAUUGAAACUCUUAUGGCUCACACAGCUGGUUGUUACUGCAUUGCAAUUGACCCGGUUGGAGGGUAUUUUGCAGUUGGAAGUGCUGAUUCAUUAGUUAGCCUAUGGGAUAUCUCUCAGAUGCUCUGCGUGCGAACAUUUACAAAACUCGAAUGGCCUGUCCGAACUAUAAGUUUCAACCACACAGGAGAAUACAUUGCUUCUGCUAGUGAGGACUUGUUCAUUGAUAUAUCGAGUGUUCAAUCGGGACGAACGGUUCAUCAGAUUCCUUGUCGGGCUGCUAUGAAUAGUGUGGAGUGGAAUCCAAAGCACAAUUUGCUUGCAUAUGCUGGGGAUGACAAGAAUAAGUAUCAGGCUGAUGAAGGUAUUUUUAGGAUCUUUGGGUUUGAAAGUGCAUGAGAAAUGGAUCGACUAAGAUUCUCCAUAGAAUUCUACCAUGGAUCAACUUAUCUUUAUUUCCUUCUUUUCUGGUUAGUAUUGAAUUCCAUGUAUGCUAUGUUACUCAGGAUUUUCCUUCUUUUCGCUUGGAAGGUUCAAAGUACUUUUGUGAUCUGAAAAACAAUCAUUUGAGCUAGCAAUGAUGCUUACUUGCA